Porites evermanni is the source of this 836-nucleotide messenger RNA. The record is from the annotation of a GenBank genome assembly. NCBI's taxonomy places the organism in Eukaryota, Metazoa, Cnidaria, Anthozoa, Scleractinia, Poritidae.
AUGAGUCGACAAGUUCCGUUUUUAAAAAGUGUACUCAACGAAGCCAAUGCUCACAAACGUCAACAGCGAUUACGGUAUGCGAAUAUUGAUCAAAUCAAUGCAGUGAGUGAACUAGUCCUGAAUACUUUACGUGGUGUUGUACCUCAAGGAAAGUUCACCUUGAAGAGAAUGAGACCUCACGCAUCCGUGUUACGAUUCAUUGCCAAUCCUAGAAAUUCGGCGAAACGUCGACGACACACCAUGAUUCAUCAAUUAGGAGCCGGCAAUCUAGUAUGGAAAGAAUUACGUCGAUGUUAUGAGUGUAGCCAGCGCCUAUAUAAAUAGCGUGUGUUUUCUAAACGACAUGUUAAACCAAGAUGAGACCGCAACUCGUGGACAUGUUGGUUCGCUUACUGCAGACGUUACGGGCUAUUCUAGUGACGCUUAAAGAACUGAGAGAGAUGAUGAAACAAAAAGUGACCUGGGCUAAACUCAAAGAGCUAGUAACACGGUUUUUCCAACGAGUAUAAAGCAGACCACACCUACCUAGAGGUCAAUCAGUCAAGAUGGUUGAGGACAUGAAAAGUAUCCCCGUGCAAGACUCAGUUGCGUUUUUGCGAUUACGAGACCAUUACAAAAAUGACUUGUUGGAAGACAGUCGUUUAAACAAAGCCACACAUCAUCUCUUGUUAACGAGUCCAUCCUCAGAUGCGUGGAAACGACCUCAGUUAAAAGCUGUUGGCAGAGAACUAAGACAGUGGACUAAACGCGUUCGUCAGCCAGGUGGAAGUCGUGUGGGAGCGGGUGGAGGAGAUGUAGAGGAAGAGGAUGAGGAUGAAAUGAAUCUAGCCGCAUGA